AUGAAUGUCGCUGGAAUGAACCCGGGAGCAGGUGGUCCCGUCGGUGGCAUUCCCAUGAUGAACAAUGGCUCUACAGCUCCGCGCAGUGAUCCCAAUGGCCAGAAUCUUCAGGGAGACAAUGUUAUGCAAUUAAACACCUACAUCUACGACUAUUUUCUGAAACGCGGCUAUCACGAGUGCGCAAGGGCCUUGAUUCAAGAUGAAUCGUUUACCAUGAGCACUUCUCCUGCGUCCAAGUCGACACCAUCCCACCGCCGCGAUGGCGAAAUGAAUGGCGUUGACGGUGAUGCAAUGGCCACAGACUCCAAGGACGAUGUGAAUAAACCAAGAAUACCCGAUGACUUUCCGCGACCAAAUAUACCGCCAGGCCCUGGCGGAGGUGACGUGCAACAAACCCCAUUUCUCCUGGACUGGUUUAACCUCUUCUGGGAUAUUUUCUUGGCCCAACGGAAACGAAGUAAGAACCCUGACGCGAUGCACUACGUGCAACAGACCCAGCAACUACUUCGCAUGCAAAACCAACAAAUGAUGCGCCAAUCACAAAUCAUGCCGGGGCAAUAUAACAUACGUGGAGCCCGUGGUGGCAUAAUUCCUGCGAAUAUUCAAAAAACCAUUUUGCAAAACCCAAAUAUGACACCCCAGCAAAUGGCGCAGCUGCAGAAAAAUCAACAAAUGCUCCAUCAUCAAAUGCAACGAGAGCCUUCCGAAAUGGAAAUGAAUGGCCAUCGACCACAGUCGCCGUCUUCUGCUGAAAACGCUCCGUCGCCUUCAAAACGUCCUCGUCUGGACGGUUCGCAGGUAAAUGGGAUGCAAAUGGCACCGAACGGGCGUGGGCAAGGGCAAAUGCCUGGUCGUCCCGCCCACCAGGCCAAUGCGAUGUUGAUGCAACAUGGCAUAAACCCGAGCAACUUGACUCCUGCACAGUUCAGUUCGUUCCAGGCGCAGAAUCCGUCUGUACAAGCAAAAUCUCUCCAGGUAUAUAAUCAAAGCAUGGCUCUACAUAACAAUCGCUCAGCAAUGAAUAACCAGGGGAUGCCGAAUGGCUUAAUGAAUACUGGAGUCAUGCCAAACCAAGGGGACAUGAUGCCCAUGCACGAUAGUCAACUCUUAACAAUGCAUGAAUACUACGGCGCAAACGGCCAAAUGCCCCAAGUUCCGCGACCACAAAUGCAAACGGCCGGCGGCGGGAAUCAUGCCCUCCAAGAUUAUCAAAUGCAGCUGAUGCUUCUGGAGCAGCAGAAUAAACGUCGUCUGCUCAUGGCUCGUCAAGAGCAAGAUAGCAUCACCCGAGGCGAUGGCCAGCCUGGCAUGCCUGGCCAGCCUAACCUGGCCCCUGGCACAUCCCCGCAAGGAAGCCGUGCCGGCACGUCCCCGAACCCGAAUGAUCAGAUGAAGCGAGGCACACCCAAGAUGCCUCAGUCAGGUCUACCUGGUUCUCCUUCUGUUGGUGAUGCGAUGGCCCAGGGCCGUAGCUCUCCUGCUUCAAUGAACUUUGGAGGACAGAUGCCGCAAGAACUGGGUGGGCCCUUUUUCAUGAACAAGAAUAUGCCAGAGGGUGUCGUUCAGAACGGAAUGAGGCCGCCAAGUUCGAACCCGGCAUUUAGUGGUCCUCAGAUGGCCCAGCCUAUGGAUGCCAUGUCGCGACCGCAAGGACCUGGUGCCGCUGGUAAUCGAAUGCCAAGUGGCAACUGGCAGAACCAGGGACAACCCAUGAUCCCACAGCAGCAACAAGUGGGUCAACAGCCACAACCAGCUGGGACCCCGCAAGAGCGUAAUGCUAUGCCACCACCUCAAGCACCCCCAGCAGGUGUUGCAGGUACUGGCAGGGCGCAACCUUCCUCUCCCCAAUCCGGCGCGGCUCCUCCGACUCCGCAGCAGUCUAACAAGCCAGCGCCCAAGGGGAAGAAGGAACCUAAGGAAAACCCAAGAAAGCGUCCUACAAAGAAACCGUCCACAGCUAACGCCUCGAAUACUGCUGCGACUCCAUCCUCGGAGGCUGAACCCCCUCCGACUCCCACUCCAUCAACUCCAAUCACUCCCGUCCAUCCGAAUUCAUUUAACAAAAACACUACCAACCCAACUACAAACCCUCCUCAGCCCACUUCCGCACCAGCAGCACAAAAUAUUGUUCCGCCACAGGAUCCUAACCAGACAUUUGACAUGAAAUCUUUCCGAUAUAACCCCGAUAUCCUAGAGAAUUUCGACUUUGAUUCGUUCCUAAACACAGAUGAUCCCAAUGGAUUCGCUUUUGACCCAACCAUGUCAUACCCAACUGAUGGAGUUGAAGCGGGUGCAGGAGACGGCUUGUAA
Messenger RNA from Histoplasma mississippiense, 2310 nucleotides. RefSeq lists its product as hypothetical. The transcript has 5 exons. The coding region runs from base 1 to 2310 and encodes 769 amino acids. Lineage: Eukaryota; Fungi; Ascomycota; Eurotiomycetes; Onygenales; Ajellomycetaceae. Gene Ontology annotation, cellular component: nucleus. The record is from RefSeq and is a predicted model, not a curated record. Gene Ontology annotation, molecular function: protein binding.